This is a messenger RNA of Equus quagga, 4456 nucleotides long. Its product is annotated as magnesium transporter NIPA3-like. Bases 87 to 1316 code for a protein of 409 amino acids. Gene Ontology annotation, cellular component: membrane. The record is from RefSeq and is a predicted model, not a curated record. Gene Ontology annotation, molecular function: magnesium ion transmembrane transporter activity. The transcript has 6 exons. Gene Ontology annotation, biological process: magnesium ion transport. Lineage: Eukaryota; Metazoa; Chordata; Mammalia; Perissodactyla; Equidae.
UCCACCCCAAAGCGUAUCCACCGGGAGGAGAAGCCCAGGCGGGUAAGGAGCGAGCGCUUGCGCCCGGGAAGCCCCGUCCGGGGGCCAUGGGGGAACAGCUGAGGCUGCCGCCGGGAGAACCCUGCCGAGAAGGCUACGUGCUGUCUCUGGUCUGUCCUAACUCCUCCCAGGCUUGGUGUGAGAUCACAAAUGUGUCACAGCCGUUGGCUUCUCCUGUCCUCUACAGGGACCUGAAUUCCAGCAUAACCAACUUGAGCAUUUCUGCAAAUGUAGAAAACAAAUGCAAUCUUUAUGUGGGCCUGGUACUGGCAGUGAGUUCCAGUGUUUUUAUUGGCUCCAGCUUCGUAUUGAAAAAGAAGGGCCUCUUGCAACUGGCCAACAAGGGUGUUACUAGAGCUGGACGAGGUGGGCAUUCUUACCUCAAAGAAUGGCUCUGGUGGGCAGGAUUACUCUCAAUGGGAGCGGGGGAGGCUGCGAAUUUUGCAGCCUAUGCUUUUGCACCUGCCACCUUGGUCACCCCACUAGGCGCUCUGAGCGUUCUCAUAAGUGCAAUAUUGUCUUCCUAUUUUUUAAAUGAGCGCUUGAACAUUCAUGGAAAAAUAGGCUGCAUAUUAAGUAUAUUGGGGUCAACUGUGAUGGUUAUCCACGCUCCGCAAGAAGAGGAAGUCACAUCUUUGCACGAAAUGGAAAUGAAAUUGAGAGACCCAGGAUUUAUUUCCUUUGCUGUGAUCAUAACUGUGAUCUCUUUGGUGCUGAUUUUGAUCGUGGCUCCCAAGAAAGGACAGACCAAUAUAUUGGUUUACAUUUCAAUCUGUUCAUUGAUUGGGGCAUUUUCAGUUUCCUCUGUCAAGGGCCUGGGAAUUGCCAUUAAGGAACUAUUGGAAUGGAAGCCAGUUUACAAGCAUCCCCUGGUCUUUGUUUUGCUGGCUGUACUUGUGCUUUCAGUGACAACACAGAUUAACUAUCUCAACAAGGCCCUGGACACCUUUAAUACAUCGCUUGUGACUCCCAUUUAUUAUGUGUUCUUCACGUCCAUGGUAGUGACUUGCUCCGCCAUCUUAUUCCAAGAAUGGUAUGGUAUGAAAGCUGGAGAUGUCAUUGGGACCUUGAGUGGGUUCUUCACCAUUAUCAAUGGCAUCUUCCUUCUACAUGCUUUUAAAAACACUGACAUUACCUGGAGUGAGCUGACAUCCACUAAGAAAGAAGUCUUCUCUCUGAAUGGCAGUGGAGACAAAUAUGUGUUACUAGAGAACAGAGAAUGUUCAGCCCCAGAAUACAAUGAUGACAUUACAUUGUUUAGCAGGACUGAUGAUUGAAGUAUCUAGAAACCCUGAACUUUAAUCACUAUGAGGCACUUGGAGAGGAGAAAAAUACCUGAUUCUUGGAUGAACUACUAAGAAAGCUGGCAUUUUUAAGUUCUAACUAAUAAUUUGGAUGUGAGGCCAAAUAAAAACACCUUCAUUUUUGGCCAUCAGCUUUGAAGAUCAAGGUUUUGAUCCUCCUCCAGAAGACUUCUGAUGCUUUUCAUUUCUGCAAACUUGAAAUAUUCCCUGUGCACGAAAGAAGUUAAAGAGUUAGAUGAGUCUCAGAUCAUCUCUUUCUUCUGGUCACAAUGUCUUUGGCUCUGCCAGACGGCUCUCCAUUUCUUUGGCUGCUCUUCCUAGUCUCACAGUAAUUCACAGGUGAACUUCACUGUGUGCUGAGAAGUCACCACUCUCUGAUGAGUCAUAGUUCCACAUCGUUAAAACUGAGCUGCGAGAUCACUGCUGCUCUUCCUCCCCCUCCACAACUUCCUUCUUCCUAAGCUAGAUAGCUAAAGAGGAGAGCGUGAAAGAAAAAAAUAGGCCUGCCUUGGAAAUCUGUUCUGUGGUGGGCUAGAAUGUACAAGACAGAAGUACCGAUGAAGGGCUUAUGAACUGUAAUUUAUUGACAUAUCAUAGAAUUUUAUUGCUAAUUAAAAAGAGGAGAAUGGAGGAGGGAGAAAAAUGUUUUAUAUUUUAGAUAAAUGAAACACAUCUCUUUUUUCUUUUCAGGAAAACAAAAAACAAACACAAAUGAUUAUGUUUGUGGGUUUUUUUUAACUCAGACCUGGACAAUAUAAGACAAAGUUGAGUUUCUGGAGAAGUCCAAGCAAAUUCAGCUUUCGAGUUACUUAUCUUCAUUUAGUUCCUUUCUUUUACUACUAUACCAAAGGUCAUUUUUUGUUGUUGUUGAUGUAGAGACUUUUGUAAAUAAUUGCUACAUUAUUUUAGGAUUAUAUGGUACACUUCCAUUUUUCUCAAAUGUUUAAUCCCCAAAAGGUGAGUUUUCCAUAGACUGUUUGGAAACAACUAGAAAAAUCUUUGUGAAAAACCUGAAUGGGUUGUCAUAAUUGUUCUCUUGAAAUUUGGCACUUUCACUCUUAUUAAGGAAAUUAUAAUUAGCUGCCAACCGUUUUAAAAAUGUAUAUAUCCUACCACAAUAUGUGGUAGAUUAUCUUUUUCUGUUAAAUUUCAUCUUGAUCAUGUUUUCCAUACAUUUUUUUUAGGUGUUUUGGGAGAAUAGAAAGGGAAGUUAACUUCUUAGAAAACAGAAUAUUCAGACCUCAAGGAUCACUACAGGAAAAUACAUUUUGCUUAUUAAAACUUACAUAAAAUUUUUCUGUCUCCAAGGACAUGGCAGGAAUAAUAUUUUUGGUGGUCUUUAAUGUUUAUGGACAGAUUUCUCCUCAUUAAUUUAAUGAAAAGACAUUAGCUAUCUGAUUUCUAGACCAACCUUACUUCUCUCAAAAUAAAACAGAAAUCCUAACCAGAAAGUUGCAUCAUUUAAAAAAAAGGAAGAAAAACCCUUCAGGGUGACUGGAUUUUCUGUUCAACAUCAAACGUUAUUAGUUUUGUUUGUAAUCUAGCUCAAGUCUAUCCAGGGUAGUAAUAAUUGUAAAUUCUAUUAUUCAGAAUUCUAUCAAGCUGACCUCAGCAUUUUUCCAGUUCUAUUGAACUGUGCCUGAUGUUCACAGUGAUGGCCUGAGGUUACUGCAUUAUAAUUUCUUCAGUGUAGGUUAGUAUUAAGUGCAAUUUAGUGCAUUCCAAAUUUUUGAAAAGUGAUAAUCCCUGGAAGAUACACAGGUUGGUACCUCAGGUCAAAUAUGUGUUUACUCUGUCGAUUGCUAUUUCACUUGAAUAGAAUAUCAGAUAUAUAAGCUAUGAACACAAGUUUGUAGGAAAAGUAUUUUCUGGAAAGGUAGUGUUUGGAAAUUGUAGAAAUUCUUUUAAAGUUUUUCUUUUUUCUAUUGAGAACUCUGUUGGUUUCUCUGGGACAUCUUCUUGGGGAAGAAAUUAAUGGCAUCCAACCUGAGGCUGUGGUAAUAGUUCUGCACGCUAGUGAAUUUUAGUGUCGGUUCUCAAAUGUCACCUGUUACAAAACUUUGCCUGUGGUAUAUUGCACCCAGGUGGAACAUUCUUGGAAUCCAAGAACCCAUGUGUACCCUGGAUUGAAAAAUGAACUGGUGUUGACACAUAUGCCCAGGAGAAAGGCUGAGAAAGAUUUAAUGAGUUGAAACACAUUGAGAAACAAUGAAAUAUUUGAAAAACUCUGAAAAUCUCUGGUGGGCAUAUGCAUUGAAAAACCAAACUGUUAUUGCAAAUCUAAAACUAAGAAUUAAUUUUUCCCAAAUAUGAAGAUAUUAUUUAAGGAAGUAUAAAAUGCUGGAUCCCUGUAUUCAGAUUAACUAUGUUAGUCUUAACUGGUAGUUUUGUAUAUGUAUAUAUUUUAAUAUUUAUACUUUAUUUGUGUCACAUAGAUAUCUUCUUAAGAUUUAUUAUGUAAAUAUCUGCACGUGUCAUUAAGGAUUACAAAGUUGUGCUCACACAGCCAAAUUGAAAACUUUUCCUAAUUCUGUAAACGUAAUACUUUCAUUUUAUUUUUUGACUUAUGAUUUUAUUCUUAGCUCAAUGGUUAAUGAUUUUUUAGUUCAGAUUGCAGAAAGUUCAUAAAACCCUUUAGAUUUAGCAGCAUGAAAUUAAAUUAACACCUAUGUUUUAAGAGUACUAAAUUAAAUACAUGGAAAACACCAUGUGUUAUGCCUCAUAUAUAAUAGGCAUUUAACAAAAUUUAGUUCUCUUUGAAUCAACAGUUUAAUUCCUAUGGAGUUAUUACUGGAUAGGUAAGGACCAUUGAUUGCCAGUUUUCAUACAUUCUUCAUCUUUUCUCAAUUUGUCUCACAUUAGCUCAUUUUAAAUAAUCCAAGUGAAAAUGAAUUCCAUCAUUAUACCUAUCGCAACAUCAAUACAAAAUGAUUCCAACAAAAAUAUUUUCUGUUUCUUACUUAAACCAGUAAAACUGAACUAAAUGUAAUCUUCACAUUCCAAGAAAACUUUGUGGAAAAGUAAUUUAUAUGAAUAUAUGUGAAAUGUUCUCCAAUAUUUUGAAUAAACUCUAUGGUUGUGAAAUUUUCUGUUUUUCAAAUGUUUGUGAAUAC